AUGGCAAACUAUCUCGCCUCCAUCUUCGGCACCGAGCAGGACAAGGUCAACUGCAGUUUCUACUACAAGAUCGGCGCCUGCCGCCACGGCGACCGCUGCUCGCGAAAACACGUCAAGCCGUCGUACUCGCAGACGAUCCUGCUGCCUAACCUGUACCAGAACCCGGCGUACGACCCCAAGAACAAGAUGAACCCGCAGCAGAUGCAGAUGCACUUCGACGCCUUCUACGAGGACAUCUGGUGCGAGCUGUGCCAGUACGGGCUGGUGGAGGAGGUGGUCGUGUGCGACAACAAUAAUGACCAUCUCAUCGGCAAUGUCUACGUGCGCUUCAAGUACGAAGAGGACGCACAGAAGGCCUGCGACGCGCUCAACUCGCGCUGGUACGCCGGCCGCCCCAUCUACUGCGAAUUGUCCCCCGUCACCGACUUCCGCGAAGCGUGCUGUCGCUUGAACUCCGGCGAGGGCUGCGUCCGCGGCGGCUUCUGCAAUUUCAUCCACAGGAAGGAACCGAGCGCCGAGUUGGAGAGGGAGCUGGACAUGUGCACGAGGAAAUGGCUGAAGGAGCGUGGCAGGGAUCCGAGGAGUAUGAGCAAGAGCCCGACGCCUCCGGUGAAGCGGUUUUAG
Trematosphaeria pertusa is the source of this 624-nucleotide messenger RNA. RefSeq names its product RNA-binding domain-containing protein. Gene Ontology annotation, cellular component: spliceosomal complex; U2AF complex. The transcript is spliced from 2 exons. Gene Ontology annotation, biological process: mRNA splicing, via spliceosome. The record is from RefSeq and is a predicted model, not a curated record. Bases 1 to 624 code for a protein of 207 amino acids. Gene Ontology annotation, molecular function: pre-mRNA 3'-splice site binding; metal ion binding. NCBI's taxonomy places the organism in Eukaryota, Fungi, Ascomycota, Dothideomycetes, Pleosporales, Trematosphaeriaceae.